Molecule: messenger RNA, 2119 nt
Organism: Paramisgurnus dabryanus
Lineage: Eukaryota; Metazoa; Chordata; Actinopteri; Cypriniformes; Cobitidae
Source: RefSeq, a predicted model, not a curated record
UGCGGUGCUCUGCUGGAUACGGAAGUAGCGUGUUUGUCCUGUAGGCUGCUUUCGUAGAUGUUAGCUGUGCGAAGCUUUCUUAAUUUUUUUAGUACGUUUUCUGUCUAGUGAUGCCUGGAAGAGCGUGUUGUGUGGUUGGCUGUUUUAACAACAGCAAAAAAAUACAAGCCUGGAAUACAACCGUUUGUGAAAUUCACAAACCUUUGUUGCACAUUGACUGCCCAUGUUUACGGCCAUACGGACUACACAGAGUUCCUGGUCGAGCGGAGGACCAAGAUAUGCGUCAAAAGUGGAUGAAACACAUAAACCGAGAUGGCUUCAAGCCGAACAAGAAUACUGUGGUUUGUGGAAUACAUUUUCCUGACGGACAACCAACAAGAGAAAACCCAUAUCCUGUGUUGUUCAUGGGUUAUGAAUGUCGUGUAACACCAGCUAGACCUCCCCCCAAAAGAAGAUGUCUUCAGCCAUUACACCGGAAGUCAACUACUCAACCUGAAGCUAUGGAAACAGAAGAGGAUGUUGGAAAUUUGGAGAAUAUGCCUCUGCAGACAUGUGAUGUCGGAACCCAGUGGCCAGAUCACAUAGAGCACAACUACAGUUUCAACUGUGGUAACAAGCAGAUGAAGGACAGUGGCACUCAAACAGAUCCAAUACUGUCAGUAUCGGCACAUAAUUUAAAUAACAAAGACUUUAUAUUUUAUACAGGCUUAUGUGCUGACAGUUUCUGGCAACUUUUGCAAGUCUUGUUGACUUAUUGCUCACAACCACUUAAUUCCAAAUUGGCCGUCCAUGAACAAAUUUUGCUUGUUUUAAUGAGACUCCGUUUGGGUUUAUUGUUUACUGACUUGGGUAAACGAUUUGGGGUGAGUCGAAGCACGGCAUCUGAGAUAUUUACAUUUUGGAGACCAAUCCUUGCAAGAUUCAUGAGGGAAAAGGUGAUUGCUUGGUUGCCCAGGGAUACGCUGAGCAGAAUCAGGCCCAAGACAUUUCACAAAAACUAUCCUAAAGCCACAUGCAUCAUUGACUGUACAGAGGUCUUUGUACAAAGGCCAAAGAACUUAAGAAAAAGAUCACAAACUUAUAGCAAUUACAAACAUCAUAACACAUACAAACUGCUAUACUGUAUAGCCCCCAAUGGUUAUGUCAUGUUUGUAUCAAAGCUUUUUGGUGGAAGGGCCAGUGAUAAUUUUAUUACAAAGAAUAGUGGUUUUGUUCAUCACCUGAUCCCAGGUGAUGAGAUUUUAGCAGAUCGUGGAUUCACCAUCAUGGAUAUAUUGCCUCCAGGAGUGAGUCUAGCUCUUCCUGCAUUCACACGUGGACGUAAGGAGCUGUCUGAACAUGAGGUGACAUCCACACGUCGCCUAGCUAAUGUCAGGAUCCACAUUGAACGUGCAAUUCGAAGACUAAAGGGUUUCAAGAUUUUGUGUAAUGUUAUGUCUGGUAGGUUGCAAAGUGUUGAUGAGAUUGUAAGUAUUUGUGCAGGGUUAUGUAAUUUGCAACCUCAGUUAAUCCGUAACAGUACUGAAUGAAAAAGAAAUACCUGAAAUGGAUGUGUGUGUCUGUGUCAUGGGCUAAGCUGUCAUGGGAAAGUGUGAGUGUGAUAUGGUUAAUUUUGUAUAGAUUAUGUCCUUAGGUUUAAGAUGGUCACGGUACACCAAAUAUUAAUUUCAUUGCAUUAAUUAAUUUUGUAUUUCAACAGAAAAAUCUAACAAACUAACAAUUUCAGACAGCAAUUGUAAAUGGUUACAAUGUACCUUUGUAAACAGUGAACAAAUGUUAAACAUUUCAGAUGUGUAUUUAGUUGCCAUAACAAUGCAAUGCAUAUAGUUAAAAUGUGCAGUUGUAAACUGUGAACAAAUGUUGAACUCUUGAUAUGUGUAUUACCGCUAAGUUGUAAUUGGAAAGCUCAUUAAAGUGUAAUAGCUACUUCAGUCCACAAAUUGUCAUGACCCCGUGUGCAAUUCUUGUUGCUACUGCUGGUAGCAGAUGCUGAAAGUACACCCUCUUCAGGUGGCAGAUUUUGUUCAUUGUCCACUCCUUGUUGUAGGGUACAUCUAUGAUCACAUGUUCAUUUGGGGUCCACACCAUAAACUGACAGUUCCUUUUUUUUGCACAGUGC